Molecule: messenger RNA, 468 nt
Organism: Mesocestoides corti
Lineage: Eukaryota; Metazoa; Platyhelminthes; Cestoda; Cyclophyllidea; Mesocestoididae
Source: the annotation of a GenBank genome assembly
AUGUCAACACUUUGCUCUCGAGCAAACGUUGUAUCAAAAGACGGUGCCGUUGUUAUUUCGUGGCACCCAAGAAGGGAUAUUCCUUACGAUAAGACGAAACCUCUUCCCCACUACUUCGACGUAACCAAUUGCCAUGAGUCCCCCUUAAAGGUGCAGUUCGAUCACACUUCAAGACCAACCAUCCAAGAUGUUGCAGCUUCUCUUUGCAAGUCCUCACGAACACUCAAGCCGAAGUAUGGAAUAUUAACCAGAGCCUUUGUUUUACUAACAUUGAUUAUUUUAGGCGAAAAGAAAGAGCAUAUAGUCCAUACUACUGGGAGGAUCUUAUUUCUCGGCGUAGAUUGUGAGCCAUGGAUUUUUCUACAACUAUGGGCAUACGUCCCAUCAGUGAUCCGCACUUUUCCUUCUAAACUUUUCAAACUGCGGGAUUUUUAUUUCUUGAAAAUUUGGCACAAAUCAAUGUCGUAA